Messenger RNA from Eremothecium sinecaudum, 1107 nucleotides. RefSeq names its product Rbg2p (gene RBG2). The transcript has a single exon. Gene Ontology annotation, molecular function: GTP binding; GTPase activity. The coding region runs from base 1 to 1107 and encodes 368 amino acids. Gene Ontology annotation, cellular component: cytoplasm. Gene Ontology annotation, biological process: cytoplasmic translation. Lineage: Eukaryota; Fungi; Ascomycota; Saccharomycetes; Saccharomycetales; Saccharomycetaceae. The record is from RefSeq and is a predicted model, not a curated record.
AUGGGAAUAAUAGAUAAGAUUAAGUCGAUAGAAGAGGAAAUGGCUCGUACGCAGAAGAACAAGGCUACGGAGCACCAUUUGGGUCUACUGAAAGGUAAGCUCGCUCGAUACAGACAGCAAUUGCUGGAGGAAAGUACAGCUUCGAGUGGUGGUGGUGGUACUGGGUUUGAAGUUGCAAAAUCUGGGGAUGCUCGUGUCGUUUUAAUUGGCUACCCAUCUGUUGGGAAGUCAUCAUUGCUCGGUAAGAUCACUACAACUAAGUCUGAAGUGGCCCACUAUGCUUUCACAACCUUAACUUCUGUUCCAGGAGUUUUGAAGUGUAAUGGUGCGGAAAUCCAGGUUGUUGAUCUACCUGGCAUCAUUCAUGGAGCUUCAAAAGGUAAGGGUCGUGGUAGACAGGUUAUUGCUACUGCGCGUACUGCAGAUUUGAUCUUGAUGGUUUUGGAUGCGACAAAGAGUUCAUAUCAGCGUGCAUCGUUAGAAAAGGAACUGGAAUCUAUUGGGAUCCGUUUGAACAAGGAAAAGCCAAACAUCUACUUCAAGCAGAAACCGACUGGUGGAAUAAAAAUUAACUUCACUUCGCCGGAAAGAUCUAACUUGACCGAGGAAGCCAUUAAGUUAAUUCUGCGAGACUACCGUAUCCACAAUGCUGAAGUGCUUAUUCGGGAUAGUGCAUGCACAAUUGACGACUUUAUUGAUGUUGUAAACGAAAAACACAGAAACUACAUCAAGUGUCUUUACGUAUACAACAAAAUCGAUGCUGUGUCACUUGAAGAGGUAGACAGGCUGGCACGUGAGCCAAAUACCGUUGUUAUCUCCUGUGAAAUGGAAUGUGGAUUAGAUGAUGUGGUGGAAGAAAUAUGGUAUCAACUAAACUUGAAUAGAAUUUUCACCAAGAAGCGUGGCAUUCGGCCUGACUUUUCAGAUCCUCUUGUGAUAAGGAAUAGCUCUACUAUUGCUGACCUUUGUCACCAUAUUCAUCGAGACUUCAAAGAUAAGUUUAAAUAUUCUUUGGUUUGGGGAUCCUCAGCCAAGCAUUCGCCACAGAAAUGUGGGUUAAAUCACAAGUUACAUGAUGAAGAUGUUGUUUGCUUAUUUACCAAAUAG